Molecule: messenger RNA, 1830 nt
Organism: Pseudocercospora fijiensis CIRAD86
Lineage: Eukaryota; Fungi; Ascomycota; Dothideomycetes; Mycosphaerellales; Mycosphaerellaceae
Exons: 3
Source: RefSeq, a predicted model, not a curated record
AUGGCAGAACUUCACGACGCUCUCCGGUACCUGGGUCCAGUGGAUUGGAGCGAUGUGCCCAAAGACCAAGAAGCCCUCGAGCAAUAUCUGACCGACUGCUUCGCUGCCGGCGAGCUGAUCUGUAACUCGGUCCCUCCGUUGGCUGAUGGAACGCCAUUCAAUGCCUCGAAGCCUCACCACGAUACGCCCAACUCAGCGUCAUCGCACAGAGACAUACACCCGUCCGCUGCACGAUCGCCCCCGCCACACCCCGACCAUGAAGCCCUCCAGAAGCAUUGGGGGAAGCCCAUGAAGUUCAAUCAGAAACAGAAUCCGCUCAAGAUCUCGCUGUACAAAAUGGCUGGGCACGAUAGACAUGGCGCUUGGUUUGCGCGCAGAUGUGUGACCGAGGGUCUAGGCUUUGCGAAGUUCAAAGCGGCCAUGAUGCGCGAGCUCGCGGAAACGAUGACAGUUUCGGGUGGGCCAGGGGCAGGAGCAAUACGUGGACUUGGAGCAGACCGUCGCCUUGAGAGAGUUGAGGUACCUGGGAUAGGCAAGCUCGAGGUGUUUCAGCUCAGUGCUCAAUUCCCGGGGCCUGUCACUCCCAGAGAUUUCGUGACUCUACUGCUCAGCGGAGACCAGGUUCUCUCGGAGAAGAGCGCAGCAGCUGUGGACGGGACCAAAGGGCACGUGCCAAGGCACUUCAUGGCAGUUUCGAAGCCAGUCGAACAUCCAGACGCUCCCAUUCGCGCGGGCUUUGUUCGAGGUCACUACGAAUCAGUAGAGUUGAUUCGUGGAAAUGCUUCGUCUUCUUCUGGUGAUCCUGAACUCAAUCCUGUGGAAUGGGUGAUGAUCACUAGGUCUGAUCCUGGAGGCGGCAUUCCGCGCUUCUUAGUCGAGCGAGGUACUCCAGAGACCAUGCUGGAAGAUGUCCACAAAUUUUUCAAUUGGGCCUGUGCUCAAGAUCACAUUCCUCAUCCAGACGAAGAUUUAGACAAGCAAGGCGAAGUGUCAGUUGGACAGGCAGAAGCAGAUGGUGCGCCUCUGGCACCUUUCGAAGAGACUAAUGGCAAUGCGAUGGAGCAGACAAAAUCAAGGAUGGCGACUGCUGGCUCUGCCAACGAACGUUUCGAUGCGUAUGCACCGGCAGCAGUCUCGAACAUGGUUCAUGCACAGCUCCGCGUAUCUGAACAGCUAUCCGAUGACUCUUCUGACACAUCUUCUGUGGACUCAUUUCUGUCUGCGGAGGAGAUAGGUCGAGUGACAACAGCGCCAGAGACUCGUUCAGAGGACUCAGUUGAGACUUUGAGCAUUGCAAGCGGCGAUCAUUCGGAGACUUCUGGCAGACCUCUCUCACGUCAUGAGAAGGAGGUGAAGAAGCUGACAGAGAAGCGUGAAAAGUUGGAGCAACAAUUGGCUAAGAAGCGCAUGGCAGAGGAACAAAAGACAAGGCAGGCGCACGUGAAAGAGCAAAGUGAAGCCGACAAGUCCAAGGAGAAGCUAGAGAAGGAUUUGAAGAAGACGGAAGAAAGACAUCGGAAGGAAAUGGAGAAGCUCGAAGCAAAGAAGGCGAAAGAGAUGCGCAAAGCCGAAGAGAAGCGGCGGAAGAAGGAUGAGCAGAGCAAGCUGUCUCUGGUUUCGCGAGAGCGUGACGAAUUUCGGAGCCAAGGAGACUUGCUCAGGAGAGAGAAUGGCAUUCUUCGAGAGCAAGUUGCGGAGCUGCAAGCGCAGAACACCAGAAUGUCUAUGGAACUCGGGAAACUCGGUGGUCAGGAGACUCUCAGGAGUAUUUCAGAUGAGUACGGCCACAGGCGAACUGGAAGCCUGAAAAGUACAACUUCGGGCCGCUCG